UGAGCGUUAUAGCCACCCACAGCACACAACUCCACCGGUAGUAACAAAGCCAGUACGUAGCGCAAGCAGAGUUUAGCUCGCUCCCAGCCCGGCCGCUCACCAUGUGGACCAAGAAGGUGGCGACGCAGGUGGUUUUGGUCCUGCUUCUCCUCCUCAUCGCACAGGAGGCGGCGGUGCCGGGGGCGGAGGCGAAGAUCUGCCGGCAGCGCAGCGCGGGGUUCAAGGGGCCAUGCGUGUCGGACAAGAACUGCGCGCAGGUCUGCCUGCAGGAACGCUGGGGCGGCGGCAACUGCGACGGGCCCCUCCGCCGGUGCAAGUGCAUCAGGCAGUGCUGAUCAUAUGUGGAAUGCUACGGCUAGCUGGCCCUCGCCGUACGUCAGCUAGCUAGCCCAUGGAGCCAUACGUCUGUGUACCUACUUGAAUGUGUGUGUGUGUGUGUGUGCCCCCUUAUACGUACGUAUGUCGUAUGUAUAUCCGUGUCGCCACUAGCCAGCUGCUGCAUCUCGAUCGAUGCAUGCAAGAUAAUAAUAUGAAUGAAUAAAAACGUACGGUUCAUGUUC
This is a messenger RNA of Triticum aestivum (bread wheat), 560 nucleotides long. RefSeq names its product defensin-like protein 2. Bases 102 to 335 code for a protein of 77 amino acids. Gene Ontology annotation, biological process: defense response. The record is from RefSeq and is a predicted model, not a curated record. NCBI's taxonomy places the organism in Eukaryota, Viridiplantae, Streptophyta, Magnoliopsida, Poales, Poaceae. The transcript is spliced from 2 exons.